AUGUUGGGAGGGCUCAUCUACGGCUAUGGGUCGGGCGGCAUCCUACGUGUAACCCUCUGUGCUGGCCUUAUGCAAUUGAUUGCUGCCUCGCUGGUUCAUUAUUUCCUGGAGGGCAUGCCUCCGCCGGGCGGCGAAGUUCGAACCGGGGAGUCAGAGAAUACCACACGCGAACUACCUGCAUUUGGAUUGGCAUCGAUUCUAUUGUGCAAUCUCAUUCUCAUUCACAUUCUGUACACCUGUGGCGCAGCAGUGUUCGACAGCUUCUUCGGCGUCUGGUGCAUUGACACCUUCGGAUGGACCCCAGCUCGCCUGGGCUCAGCACUAACCGCUGCGGCGUGCUUUGCAUUCUGCACCAAUGCCUUCGCAUAUCGGAGGUACAUGAUGAGACCCACGCGGACGGUCGCUGGUGCUGUUAUCGGCCUUGCAUCCAUCGGCCUGUCUUUUGCUGCUAUGAGCAUGGCCAAGAAGCCCCUGGUUGUGAUGGCUAUUCUUUUCUGCCAAUCAUUUGGAAUCACGUUCUUCAACCCCAGCGUGAACAUCCUGAUCGCGCGGUGCUGCCCCAGGGGCAGCCGAGGUCUGAUCUUCGCCAUGGACUCCAUCGCCUGCUCCUUGGGCCGCAUCUGCUCACCAAGCAUUGCCGGCCACUUCUAUGAUCUGGGCCCUGGACCCGCUUUCCGGGUCGUCUCCUGGGCGUUGAUGACUGCAGCAGGCCACGGAGAUACAAAACCGCAGUUCCUGCGAGAGCGAGAGGGAGAGUGCCAUCCUUUUUGA
Symbiodinium necroappetens is the source of this 771-nucleotide messenger RNA. NCBI's taxonomy places the organism in Eukaryota, Dinophyceae, Suessiales, Symbiodiniaceae. The record is from the annotation of a GenBank genome assembly.